AUGAGUAGAACUCAUUCAGCACGAGGAGAAAGAGGGGAAAGAAGAUCAGAUCGAUCAGUGGCCGUUGCGGUCGACAAGGACAAAUACAGUCUGCAAGCUCUCCACUGGGCUAUUGAUAAUGUCCUCAUCAGAGGCCAAACCUUGAGGCUCGUUCAUGUUCUUCAGAAACCAAUCUGCCCCGUUAGUCCAGAUGACGGUGGCGUUGGUGGUGAUCGACAAGUUGAUAAUCAGAACAUGGACUUCUUACUUCGACUUCGAAGCUUAUGCGCCCGUAAACAUAUACAGUGUGAAACAGUUGUACUAGAGGAUUCAGAUGUUGCAAAAGCACUUAUCGGAUAUAUUCACCAAUAUGAAAUUGAAACUUUGUUUGUUGGUGCAGCAUCAAAGACUGGAAUUUCCAGGUUAUUCAAGGGAACAAAUGUUCCAUCUAUCAUACUAAAAUUGGCACCAAAUUUUUGCAAUGUUUAUGUAAUUUCAAGAAGAAAGGUUGCUGCUGCACGAACUGCUACUCGUUCAGUCCCCAGAAGAACUCAAAGUUGGAAUGAUUUGGCAACCUCAGACACGUAAGCUA
Messenger RNA from Hibiscus syriacus, 571 nucleotides. Its product is annotated as U-box domain-containing protein 35-like. The record is from RefSeq and is a predicted model, not a curated record. Lineage: Eukaryota; Viridiplantae; Streptophyta; Magnoliopsida; Malvales; Malvaceae. Bases 1 to 567 code for a protein of 188 amino acids. The transcript is spliced from 4 exons.